Messenger RNA from Porites lobata, 899 nucleotides. The record is from the annotation of a GenBank genome assembly. NCBI's taxonomy places the organism in Eukaryota, Metazoa, Cnidaria, Anthozoa, Scleractinia, Poritidae.
AUGCUGCAAGACGAAGCUCUAAUAAUAGGAGAAAAUUGGGAAUUGAAGGAUUCACCACUUCCAAUGGUUUGCUGGAGUGUAGUUUGGGAGGAAGGAGAUGUUAAUUCUAUGACCUUUGAAAGCUGGAAAGAGAAGUCAAGAAAACUGAUUAGAGGAAGGAAGCCAGAAAAUAUUUGUAACAUUGACGAAACUGGCUGUUUCUGGAAAGGUCUUCCUGAGGUGAGCCUGAAUAAAAAGGGAAGCAGGUGUAGUGGCGGGAAGCAGUCGAAUCAGCGAAACAAGUCAAUGCGGCAGGUGGGAAAGAAGAUCCUAUCGUAAUUCGCCAGUCAGAAAAGCCUCGAUGCUUAAAAACCUAAAAGAUGCUAGUCGUCCUUACAAAUGUCAUUAUUUUGCAAACAGGAAAGCGUGGAUGAAUUCAGACCUUACGACAGACAUCUCGGCGUCCUUAAACCGUCGUUUGCAGCUGAAGCAACGGAAGAUUAUGCUUUUCAUGGACAACGCCCCCUGCCAUCCAGCUAGUUUACAAGGUAAAUUUUCCAACAUAAACAUUGUGAUUUUACCAAAAAAAAACAACAUCGAAGACACGGCCACUUGAUAGCGGCAUAAUCGCAAGUUGAAAGUGCAGUUACAAGAAAAGGUUGUUGCGUCAUGUUUGUAGUAAAGUGGAUGGAUCAAACAGUGCAAGCGACAAGCGAAAUCUGUCAACUCGUUGAUGACCAUCGCAUGGGCAGGCAUGGGAUGAUGUCUAAAGAGAAACGAUUGUCAAAUGUUUCAAAAGAACUGGGUUGUACCCCAAUGAAGUUGAGGAGGAGGACCAUUCUUUUGGAGGAGAAGAACUUUCAAGAUCGCAGGAACUCGUUACGGCAAUGGAAGCAUCCUGUACUGCAGAAGAAUUUUAG